GCCUGCCGCUCUCCCACAAAUCUCUCCACGACCCCGGCCAUGGCGUGUGGGCUGCUCCCGCAGCCUGCAGGGGCCGCCUCCGCCUUGUGGCCGUGCCUCCUCCUCCCGGCCCCGGCUCCUCGUCGGAGCUUCCCCAACAAGGUGCAGCUAAAUCAAGUUCGUUGCAUGAAUCAGUUAUGCUGGAAGCUACCUUUGAGUGCUGUCGAGUCACACGGAUCAAGGAACCUUAUUGGUUGCUUACAUUCAGACUCAGCUGCAGAAGUAGCGGGAGUGAGUAGACAUGCACAUGUCUUCACUGCUCUGAGUGAUGAAUCCAUGAUGUGUUGCGUGGAUUCGGUCCCAGGAACAACUACUGGUCAAUCAAGAGCCACUUGAAGCCAAUCAAGUGCCAGUUGAAGCGUAGACCGAUCCACUGCUUCAACUGCUCCAGCUCCCGAUGAUGAUCCAACCAAUCUUGGAUCGAAGUCGAAGAAUCAAUUCCUUCCAAUCAUAUCACUCAGCAAAGGUUCUAUCAUAUCCCAGUCCACUUAACCACAUGCUCCCUUUGGCAUAUAAUUCUUUUAUAACCAUGCACUUUAAGCCAUCAACUCAUCGUGUGGACUCAGUAUUUUCUGAUCCUUUAGAUGUACAAUAGUAAAAUGUGAAAAGUUACAAGGCCGGCCUCAAGCCAAACCUAACAUACCAAAGCGGGAUUAUAACUUGAAGGAUCUUGGUACCAUCUUGCACCCAAGCAACCCCCAAGCGACAUUUGUUAUCCAAAAGAUCUCAAUAAGAAAGAGAGGCCACUUCUUAGCACUAUUUGCCACUUCCAAUGCCACAUUGAAAGGUUGAGCAGUAAAGCAGCUUGAAAGAAAAUGGUACACACCCAAACUCGCAUCUUUCAUCAACAAGGAAAGGCGAAUAAACCAUAGAGAAAGGGUGAGCUUUGCCAGACAAAGAUAUGGUCUCAUCUUCUGAUCAAGCUGAACCGCACCAUCCGGUAGAAUAGGGCAAGCUUUAGACAGACCAUGAUUGCACUCUACUGGAGCAUUGAUCCUUCAAGCUGCUGAGCAUCAGAUGCCACCCAUGCCCCAAUCAAGGGCUGAUAUGAUGUGUAUAUAUGUAUGUGAGGAUCUGUCUGUUUUUCGUUGGAUGCCUUAGAUCAGUCUUUAGGUUUGAACUGUUGAGAGCUUUCUACUUAAACAUGAAAGUUGGUGCAAUCGUCAAUGAAGCUGGUAGUCUUGUGCCACUUGUGAAAAAAAGAAUAAACCGUGCUACUCCCUCCAUUCCAAAUUGUAAGUCAUUCUAACUUUCUUCGAGAGUCAAACUAUAGUUUUAUGUUUGACCAAAAUUAUAGAAAGAUUACGAAGAUUUUUAGAACCAAAUAGAUAUACUAUGGAAGUAUAUGUAACAAAGAAUCUAAUGAUACUUAUUUGGUAUCAUAAAUGUUGGUACUUUAUUGUAUAAACUUGUUUAAACUUGAAAUAUUUUGACUCUCCAAAAAAGUUAAAAUGAUUUACAAUUUGGAACGGAGGAAGUACAUGUUAUUAGAUGAGGUGGCACAAUCCCACCGGCUUGUGUACCUACCUCCUUCGGUGGCCGGUUCAGUGAAACCAGAAAAAUUCCAUUCAAAAGUAGAAAAGAAGAAGAAGAAGAAGAAAUUAUAUGCCGAUGACUUAUUCAAAAUUUGAAAUGAAGCUCGCGGCGAUCAGGGAAAUAUCCCUGCAUUCCUCCUAAUCAAACAUGGAGAUUAUAGUCGUUGGAAUCUCACCAUGACUACUGAUGGCGCCCCUUCAGUCCACCAGCUAUAUAAACAAGGUGAAUAGCACGCCAGCUUGAUGAAGCCACCAUCACACAGUUAAGCACAGCCAAGAGAGGUGAGCAUGGCGUACAGGGUGCUGGAGGUGACCCUCCUGUCAGCCAGGGACCUCAAGAGGGUGAACCUGAUCUCGCGCAUGGAGGUGUACGCCGUGGUGACCAUCUCCGGCGACCCGCUGACGCGGCAGUGCACCCAGCCGGACCCCUACGGCGGGCGCCACCCGUCGUGGAACACCUCCUUCCGGUUCAACGUCCCGCCCACCGCCGCGACGGCCACCGGCUGCCUCCACGUGCUCCUGCGCACCGAGCGCGCCCUGGGCGACCGCAACGUCGGCGAGGUCAUCGUGCCCCUCGCCGACAUCCUCACCGGCGGCGGCGCCGAGUGCGACCCCGGCCCCCGGCCGCCGCAGCUCGCGUCCUACCAGGUCCGCAAGGUGCACCGGUGCGAGCCGCGCGGGAUGCUCAACGUGUCGUACCGCCUGGGCCCCAUCGUCGCCCCGCAGGCGGCGCCGCUGGCGAGAGCCGACGAGGCGGCCGUCCCCUACGUCGGGUUCCCGGUGGCGCGGUCGUUCUACGCCCCGCCUUACGCCUACCUGCCCGCCGCGCCGGCGCCUGCUCAUCCGCAAGCUGCCGGCGGCCACGACGCCAUGGCCGUGCACCCACCUACACCGUCUGCGGGGGCGAUCAGCACCUACAACUCACCGCCUGCCGCCGCCUAUCCGCAAGCUGCCCCCGGGCAUGCGGCGGCGGCGGCGUUGCCGCCGGCGAAGGGAAACGGCGGCGACAGGAUGGACUUCGGGGUGGGGCUCGGCGCCGGACUUGUGAGCGGCGCGAUCAGCGGGAUGCUGGCGGGCGACAUGAUGUCCGAGGCGGCGGCCUACAACUACGGUUACCGCGCCGGGUUGGCCGACGCCGAAGCCGGGGCGACCGUGUACAAGAACUACUCUCACGUUCGCGGCAAAGUUGAAGCAAAUCGGAAGGUGGUGUGAUACGAUCACGUGCAUCGAUCGAACUGCGCGUGACGUGUUUGUUUGCACCCAGCACUUGUAUGUACGGUACUGUAUUAGAGACGUACUUUAUGAUGGGCAUGUAGUAGUCACGUACUAAUAAGGACAGUAAUGAGUCCUGGUUGACCACGCA
Messenger RNA from Panicum virgatum (switchgrass), 2937 nucleotides. RefSeq names its product protein SRC2-like. Gene Ontology annotation, biological process: defense response. The coding region runs from base 1863 to 2786 and encodes 307 amino acids. NCBI's taxonomy places the organism in Eukaryota, Viridiplantae, Streptophyta, Magnoliopsida, Poales, Poaceae. The record is from RefSeq and is a predicted model, not a curated record. The transcript is spliced from 4 exons.